Aphanomyces invadans is the source of this 522-nucleotide messenger RNA. RefSeq names its product acyl carrier protein. Lineage: Eukaryota; Oomycota; Saprolegniomycetes; Saprolegniales; Verrucalvaceae. Gene Ontology annotation, molecular function: acyl binding; acyl carrier activity. The record is from RefSeq and is a predicted model, not a curated record. The transcript has a single exon. Gene Ontology annotation, cellular component: mitochondrion. Gene Ontology annotation, biological process: fatty acid biosynthetic process. The coding region runs from base 1 to 411 and encodes 136 amino acids.
AUGGGGGACCGGGUGAGUGGCCAGCCUUUGCCAGUAAAGCAAAUUUGCCCGAUCAACAUCAUGUUCAGCCGUGUUGCUCUUCCGUUCGCCAAGCAAGCUGUGCGUGUGAAUGCGACCGCCCCGCGCAUGGCCAUUCGUGCCUUCUCGGCCCAAACUUUCUUGGACCGCGCCGAAGUCCAUGACCGUGUGUUGAACGUGAUCAAGAACGUCGGCAACAAGGUCGACCAUUCUAAGCUCAACGAAAAGGCCAAAUUCAUUGGCGACUUGGGCUUGGACUCGUUGGAUGUGGUGGAAGUCGUGAUGGCGAUUGAAGAAGAGUUUGUCAUUGAAAUCCCAGAUGCCGAAGCCGAGCGAUUGUUGACCCCUGCUCAAGUCAUCGACUACGUUGCGGCCCACCCCAUGGCCAAAUAGAUCGUGACCCUCAGCGCGAUGUCUAGUCUAUGGCUGGCCCGAGCUCUGACUUCUUUUAGAAUUGAUUAACACAGGAAACCACGAAAGAACACGAGAUCUGGUUAGUUUUCA